Messenger RNA from Saprolegnia diclina VS20, 601 nucleotides. RefSeq lists its product as hypothetical. Bases 39 to 578 code for a protein of 179 amino acids. The record is from RefSeq and is a predicted model, not a curated record. The transcript is spliced from 4 exons. NCBI's taxonomy places the organism in Eukaryota, Oomycota, Saprolegniomycetes, Saprolegniales, Saprolegniaceae. Gene Ontology annotation, molecular function: protein binding.
CUAGAUACAUUAACCACAAGUGAGACGGCGGUUGCACGAUGGUUUCGUUCGAGAGCGACGACACUGGGGCGUGGGACUUGGCCAGCGUCGUGGCCUACGUCGCCGACGACGUCGCGGUCGUCAACCGCCGGGAUAGCAGCUCUGGCCGAUCCUUGCUGCACGAAGCUUGCGUCCACGGCCAAAAGCAUGUGGUUGUGCACUUACUCCAGCACACUUCGUGCGACCUCCACAGCACCACGAUGCUCGGCCGUGCGACGCCCCUGCACUUGGCUGUCCACGCCGCGCACCGCAGCCUCGUGUUUUGGCUCCUCAGCUACGGCGCUGACGCAACGGCCAAGGACCGGUUCGGGUCGACGCCGCUGCACUACUGCACCAAACGCACGAUCGCUCAGCACUUGGUUCAAUUUGGCGCCCGGUGCCUGACCUCCAACCUCCGGCGCCAGACGGCUGCGUUGGCCAUCAAGACCAACGUCGACGCCGAGGCGGACCUCCAAGAGUACAUUGCAGUCGUCGCAGUACAAGAAGCCGAGGCUCGAAAAGCAGCGUUGCGUGCCGAGAAGCGUCCGAAGAAGCGCUAACAAUUAUGGCUCAGCCAUUGGCA